Molecule: messenger RNA, 1011 nt
Organism: Closterium sp. Naga37s-1
Lineage: Eukaryota; Viridiplantae; Streptophyta; Zygnematophyceae; Desmidiales; Closteriaceae
Source: the annotation of a GenBank genome assembly
AUGGCGAAACCCUCGUACGGGGUCUCUGCUGGCGGUGUAGCUGCUGGCGGGGUCUCUGCUAGCGGGGGUCUCUGCUGGCGGGGUCUCUGCUGGCGGGGGUCUCUGCUGGCGGGGUCUCUGUUGGCGGGGUCUCUGCUGGCUUGGUCUCUGCUGGCGGGGUCUCUGCUGGCGGGGUCUCUGCUGGCGGGGUCUCUGCUGGCGGGGUCUUUGCUGGCGGGGUCUCUGCUGGCGGGGUCUCUGCUGGCGGGGUCUCUGCUGGCGGGGUCUCUGCUGGCGGGGGUCUCUGCUGGCGGGGUCUCUGCUGGCGGGGUCUCUGCUGGCGGGGGUCUCUGCUGGCGGGGUCUCUGCUGGCGGGGUCUCUGCUGCCGGGGUCUCUGCUGCCGGGGUCUGUGCUGGCGGGGUCUCUGCUGGCGGGGGUCUCUGCUGGCGGGGUCUCUGCUGGCCGGGUCUCUGCUGGCGGGGGUCUCUGCUGGCGGGGUCUCUGCUGGCGGGGUCUCUGCUGGCGGGGUCUCUGCUGGCGGGGUCUCUGCUGGCGGGGUCUCUGCUGGCGGGGGUCUCUGCUGGCGGGGUCUCUGCUGGCGGGGUCUCUGCUGGCGGGGUCUCUGCUGGCGGGGGUCUCUGCUGGCGGGGUCUCUGCUGGCGGGGUCUCUGCUGGCGGGGGUCUCUGCUGGCGGGGUCUCUGCUGGCGCUGCUGGAGGUGCUGCUGCUGCUGGCGGUGCUGCUGGCGCUGCUGGAGGCGCUGCUGGUGCUGGUGCUGCUGGAGCUACUGGAGGUGCUGCUGGUGCUGGUGCUGCUGGAGCUGCUGGAGGUGCUGCUGCUGCUGGCGGUGCUGCUGGCGCUGCUGGAGGUGCUGCUGGUGCUGGUGCUGCUGGAGCUGCUGGAGGUGCUGCUGCCGCUGGCGGUGCUGCUGGCGCUGCUGGAGGUGCUGCUGGUGCUGGUGCUGCUGGAGCUGCUGGAGGUGCUGCUGGUGCUGGUGCUGCUGGAGCUGCUGGAGGUGCUGCUGGUGCUUGA